CAGGACACGUCAAAUCCCUCUCCAUUAUUGUGUCCAUUUUAUCCAUUAAUCCAUUUAAAAAAAAAAGAAAACAUGGGAAGCCAAACAAGGCCUUGUGAUGACGUCAUUUUCCGGUCGAAGCUACCGGACAUCGACAUCCCGACGAACCUCCCUCUCCACUCGUACUGCUUCGAGAACGUCUCUGGGGAUCGCCGGUGCCUGAUCGACGGGCCCACAGGGAGAGUCUACACGUACAGCGAGGUGGAGCUGAUGUCGAGAAAGGUGGGGUCCGGGCUGAGGAGGCAGGGGAUCAUGCAGCAUGACACAGUCAUGAUCCUCCUCCCCAACUCGCCCGAAUACGUGUUCACCUUCCUCGGCGCCUCCUUCAUCGGCGCCGUGUCGACAAUGGCCAACCCACUGUUCAUGGCGGCGGAGGUGGCCAAGCAGGCCAAGGCGGCCGGCGCCAAGCUAGUGGUGACGCAAGCUUGUUACGUCCAUAAAGUUAGAGACUUUGCAAGGGAGCAUGGUGCCAAGAUUGUGUGCGUAGAAUCGGAGGCACCGGAGGGAUGCGUGAGCUUCUCGGAGCUGGCGGAGGCCGACGAGCGGGAGAUGCCGGAGGCGGAGAUCGAGCCGGACGACGUGGUGGCGCUGCCGUACUCCUCCGGGACGACGGGGCUGCCGAAGGGGGUGAUGCUGACGCACAAGGGGCUAGUCACGAGCGUGGCCCAGCAACAAGUCGACGGCCCAAACCCGAAUUUGUAUUUCCAUAACGAGGACGUGAUCCUCUGCGUGCUUCCGCUGUUCCACAUAUACUCCCUCAACUCCGUUUUGCUAUGCGGGUUGCGGGUCGGGGCGGCCAUUUUGAUCAUGCCCAAAUUCGAUAUCGUCCCGUUUUUCGAGCUGAUUGAGAAGUACAAAGUUACGAUUGGGCCCUUUGUCCCGCCUAUUGUUUUGGCCAUUGCUAAAAGUCCCUACGUGGGCAAUUAUGACCUUUCCUCUGUUCGGACCGUUAUGUCCGGCGCCGCCCCGCUUGGGAAGGAGCUUGAAGACGCCGUUAGAGCCAAGUUUCCCAACGCCAAGCUUGGACAGGGCUACGGGAUGACGGAAGCAGGACCUGUGCUAUCAAUGUGUUUAGCCUUCGCAAAAAAGCCGUUCGAGAUAAAAUCAGGGGCUUGUGGGACGGUGGUUCGAAAUGCGGAAAUGAAGAUUUUGGAUCCGGAUACCGGGGCGUCUUUGACCCGGAAUCGACCCGGUGAGAUUUGCAUUAGGGGAGACCAAAUCAUGAAAGGUUAUUUAAAUGACAUAGAAGCAACAGAGAGAACAAUAGACAAAGAAGGUUGGUUACAUACAGGAGACAUCGGAUAUAUCGACGAUGACGAUGAACUUUUCAUCGUCGACAGGCUCAAAGAGCUAAUAAAGUACAAAGGGUAUCAAGUCGCACCGGCCGAGCUCGAGGCCUUGUUGCUUAAUCAUCCGCUCAUCUCAGAUGCUGCUGUUGUCUCCAUGAAAGAUGAGCAAUCUGGAGAAGUGCCAGUUGCAUUUGUUGUUAGAUCAUAUGGAUCUGUCAUCACCGAGGAAGAAAUUAAAGAUUUUGUCUCUAAACAGGUGAUAUUCUACAAGAGGAUAAAGAAGGUGUUUUUUGUAGAUUUAGUUCCCAAAUCUCCAGCAGGGAAAAUUCUAAGGAAGGAACUGAGGGCAAAAUUGGCAAUUGGAGUUCAAGCUUAGUCCUUGGAGGAGUGUUCAUAUAUAUUGUGAAAGUAAAUGCAUGUUGUAUUUGUUUUUUUUCGUUUUCCAAUACACUUUUAGCCAUUUUGUCUACAAGAUGAGUUCUUUGACUUCUUUCUUUUACAAAUAGUUUCACAUUUUAAUUUCACGAAAUUUUUAAAAUAUUUGAAAAGUGAAAAGUAUGAAAGAAAUUUGUUAGGAAGAGAGGAAAAUAUUGUGAGUUACAUAUCAUGUAAAAUGAAUAAGAGAAGUGUAUUCCUUAUUUUACCACUACAAGAAAUGGUCUGAAUUGCA
Molecule: messenger RNA, 1998 nt
Organism: Cuscuta campestris
Lineage: Eukaryota; Viridiplantae; Streptophyta; Magnoliopsida; Solanales; Convolvulaceae
Source: the annotation of a GenBank genome assembly